UUUCGAGGAAACCCGCGACUGCCCGCGACAUGCCAGCUGUUCUUGCGGUGUUAAAGGUACGAGUAAUGCAGUGUUACUAGAUUUGAAGCAAUAAAAAUACUAGAAUCGUUUGUGAGAAAAUGCGGCCAUUUUUCAACCGACGAAACGACAUUCCGUGUGCUCUUGGCGCUCUUGGCAUGCUUUGAAGUUUGAAUCAUCUUUCGGACUGCUCGGAUGGUUUAGAUCGACUACAAAGUCCAGAAAUUGAUAACCGAUGAAUCUCGAUGACUUUGUCAGCAAGCACUUGGAGCUGCUUGAGCUAGAGAGAGAUGAAGAAGUUGAACAAAAUGCGAAACUGCAGGAGAAGUUUUCACUCAAGGAGCUUCAGAACAAGGGACUGUGCAUCACGAGGCUUUUGUUAGGUUCCAGUCGCACUGGUCUGUACGGACGGAACAUCUGUAGGUUCAGAUCCUCCCACCAUGGCGCGCCACUCCCGUCUCACAAGUUCUCGAGCGGUGACAUUGCCGGGGUGGUCGUGGCCAGUGACCCUGGAAGGGAGGUCGUCUGCUCGGGCGUCGUUUCAAACGUCUCCCAGAACGACGUCACGGUCGCCUUCGACGAGGGGCGCGACGCACUGGACGGCGACGAUGGCCGCACUUUUCACCUCCUCAAGCUGGCGAACGACGUCACGUACAGGAGACUCAGAAGGACCUUGGAAAAGCUGUCGAAGGACAAGGAAGUUAGAUACUCGAGCCUGGUCGAAGUAUUGUUUGGGACAAGCACACCCGGCGAAAAUGCUGAAUCGUCGUCCACUCCUCUUUUAGAUUUCUACAACGACAACCUGGAUGACUCGCAGAGGGAAGCGGUACGGUUUUCCCUGAGGCAGAGGGAGCUUGCCGUCAUCCACGGUCCCCCUGGCACGGGGAAAACGACCACACUCGUUGAGGUCAUCCAACAGUGUGCCAAGCGGGGGGCUAAGGUCCUGGUAUGUGCGCCUUCCAACGUGGCGGUCGACAACCUUGUGGAGCGACUGUCGAAAAGCCCACUUCGGAUCGUGCGGUUGGGUCACCCUGCCCGGCUACUGCCAGGCAUCGCCAAACACUCCUUAGACGCCAUCCUUGCGAGCACGGACGACUUUGGGAUCGUGGAUGACAUUCGCAAGGAAAUUGACGCCAUCGUGUCAGCAGCAUCAAAGAACAAGGCCAAGGACGCCUAUUACAAAGUGCAAGGCAAGCUAAGUGAACUCCGGAAGGAGCUGAAGGAACGCGAGCGCAAGGCCAUGGGCCGAGUCCUGACCAAUGCCGACGUCGUCCUGUCAACCCUCACUUCCGCGUCCGACGACGGCCCCCUGAGGAACCUCCCGCGGAGCCACUUUGAGGUUGCGGUCGUCGACGAAUGCUCGCAGGCGCUGGAAGCUGCCUGCUGGAUGGCACUCCUCCGGGCUCCGAAAUGCAUCUUGGCUGGCGAUCACCUCCAGCUUCCACCCACCAUCGUAUCCGAGACCGCUGCGAAGGAAGGCUUGGCGGUCACGUUGAUGGAGAGGGCCCUCAUCCUUUACGGAGGCAGCAUCAAGCGGAUGCUGAACAUGCAGUACAGGAUGCACGAGGCCAUCAUGAAGUGGUCGUCGGAUCGCCUCUACGAGGGGCGGCUGGUGGCCCACGCUUCGGUCGCGUCUCAUCUACUCAGGGACCUGCCUGGUGUUGAGGACAACGACGACACUGCAACACCGCUUCUUCUUAUUGACACCGCCAGCUGCGGCAUGACUGAGCUUGACACUCCCGACGACGAAUCGAAAGGAAACGAAGGGGAGGCUGACCUGGUUGCGAUUCACGUGGAACGCCUGAUAUCCAGCGGAGUCGAUGCUUCCAGCAUUGCAGUUAUCUCUCCCUACAACCUGCAGGUGGAGCUGAUACGGCUGAGGUUGUCGUCACGUCACCCAGGCCUAGAAGUGAGGUCGGUAGAUGGGUUUCAAGGUCGUGAGAAAGAAGCGGUCGUCAUGUCUCUCGUGCGCUCCAACGAUGCUGGGAAUGUUGGGUUCUUGGCCGAGGACCGCCGGAUUAAUGUGGCAGUCACGAGGGCACGACGCCACGUGGCCGUUAUCUGUGACACUGUCACGGUAUCGCGCCACGACUUUCUGAAGUCGCUUGUCGACUACCUCACUUCCGAAGGGGAGGUGAGGAGCGCUCGAGAGUACAGCUCUGACCUGGAGCUGUGCUCGGCGGUCCGACCGCAGGGGCUGUGGCUGAACGAAGAGAAGAAGAAGCCAGUCAAGAAGCCAGGAGCCAAGUCAAAGACGACAACAGCCCACCUCGGAACACUGCAGAAAGGGGGUGUUCAACGUCAAAAAUACCCCGCCACAGGAAACGACACCCGGCAGCACUCCCAAAAACCAGAGGACGACGUCACCCUUGGACGGAUAUGCAAGGAAGUGGAAGCGUUCGUUGCUUCGGGCAGCACCGAGCAGGCAUUUCCUGCCACUUUGACAGCUUAUGAAAGGAGGCUCGUUCACGAGGUUGCCGAACGGUUCAGUCUUCUGCACGCCAGCGAGGGCGACGGAGAGGAACGACACAUUGUACUCAGAAAGCGCGCUGAAGCCAAACCGUCACCAAAUCGACCUUCUUCCGAAGCUUCUGCAGAGAAAACCACCGGCACCAAAAAGUCAAGCCCGAAAGAGCAACAGACAGUGUCGAGAUGCCCAGAUAAAACACCAGAAUCGGACGACGCAUCCACACCGUCCGACGAGUCAGACGGUGCAGAACACUCGGCGGCAGUUGAGCAAGCAACUAAGCCGAAGGCAUCGGUGUCUCUUAGAAAACAAAAGCAAAAGAAGCAUGUUGCAAAGGCAGCGAAUGGAGACACGAAAGAUGAAGACGACUUCGACAAACUCAUUGCGAGCGUCAUGGUAGCAGACCGAACGUGCGCGGACCCAACGUGUCCGGAGAAACUGCACACCGUACUCGCGGGAACGGGGGGACCCUGUCCCUUUUGUAAGCGAGGCUACUGCUUCAAACACGCGCUGCCGGAAGCGCACGGUUGCGGAGACGAGGCUCGUGCGCACGCCCGUGCGGCAUGGCUCAAGUCUCGAGGGGGCACUGUGGCUCCGCCCAGGCUGAGGCCCGACAAAAAGGCGCAGGUUCGCAAGGAGCUUAGCAAGCAGCUCGCCAAGAUGGCAGACUCCAGGAAACGGCAGACAAAAAAGUAGGGUGGGUGUCUGGUGCUGGUUAAUUUCUUUGAGCGACCCCGUUUUGGCUAGUCCGGUGGAUGUGUGGUUUGGUGGAAGUUGGGAUGGGCUCGCAGGUUUUACGCGGGCCCUGUAUUUUGUUUUGUACAAAGAUUGCCAAAGACUGUGAUUAAAGCGAGUUACCACUUCACUGGCAUUUUGGUUUUCGGCUUCCACUAGAGGCUUAUUUAUUUAUUUAUUUAUUUCAAAAUUCCGAGGGCCUGAUUCUUAGGCCAAGUGUAAGGGGCGUAUUUAACAAAAAAAAAGAAAACAUGCAGAUAUGAAUGUAUGUGCAACAAAUGUGACAAUUUAAUAAUUCAACGACGGAAACUAAAUUAAAUGUUUUUAUCCAACAUUUCUAAAAGAAAGAAAAAUUACUAUAAUGCUGCGCACGAAAGCAAU
Messenger RNA from Ixodes scapularis (black-legged tick), 3601 nucleotides. RefSeq names its product DNA-binding protein SMUBP-2. The record is from RefSeq and is a predicted model, not a curated record. Lineage: Eukaryota; Metazoa; Arthropoda; Arachnida; Ixodida; Ixodidae. The transcript has 17 exons. Gene Ontology annotation, molecular function: DNA binding; ATP hydrolysis activity; RNA binding. The coding region runs from base 254 to 3181 and encodes 975 amino acids.